Molecule: messenger RNA, 10266 nt
Organism: Paramuricea clavata
Lineage: Eukaryota; Metazoa; Cnidaria; Anthozoa; Malacalcyonacea; Plexauridae
Source: the annotation of a GenBank genome assembly
AGUGUUGUGAAAUGUUGCGAUUACUUGGAAUACCUUUUGUUAAAAGUGAUGGUGAAGCUGAAGCAAUGUGUGCAUGGUUAAAUGAAAAUAAUGUAAGUUACCAGGCAAGACACUUUCAAAGUCCAGUGUCUGAGUGUCAAUGUCAUGGCCAGCAAGUCUUGUAAGACCACAUAAUAAAGAUCCAUACAGAAGGACCACUUACGUCGGAAGCUUUGAAGUUUCUGUCCUUGCGCAUUACGCAUGUUGGCCAGUCAAUGACAUUUUCUGGCCAGUCAAUGACAUUUUCUGGCCAAUAAACACGCUGUAAAGCUGGCUGCUCCGCCUUCUGGCCAGUAAACUGCAUAUUUUUGCAUAAAAAACGAGGACGCGUUGCACCGCUGAGUGGCCCUUCUGUUACUGAUCUUUAUUCUGUGGUACGACCAUGUGACAAGGCAAGUGUCAAUAUCAGAGCAGUGCUGUCAUUGUUAGGACCAGUCACUGCAUGUCAGUGGACAUUAACUUUGUCAUUAUUAGCUGGUCAAUUCUCAGUGUCAUUGUCAUGAUAAAUACUGUAUGUGGGUAAUGUCAGUAUGCAGGUAGUGUCAUUGUCAGUACUGUGCAUAUGCAGUGUAUGUUAACGCCCAUUUACACGAUACGAUUAGUUGUAUACGAUUGUCAUUCUGACGAAUGAAAACGAGUGCUAAUGCCACGUUAUUGCUCAUUCGCUAAUGGCGAAAUUUGAAAUGUGACGUUUGUACGCGUGUUUAUUCGAUCACAUACGCCAGGGUACGAAUCGUAUACAACUAAUCGUACCGUGUAAAUGGGCCUUUAGAGCCAGUGUCAGCUAGGGCAAGCUAGGACAGUGUUGCUGCAUGAAUUAAGGACCAUUGACAGUAGUCAUUUUUAAGACCAUUGGCAGUUAGGGCAAGUGCUGUGUCAGGGUAGUAUAAUUUGUUAUUAUUAUGCCCAUUAUCAGUAUUAGGCCAAUGCCAGUGUACAUGUCAGUGUCAAGGUACAGUGAUGUCAUUGUUGGGUAUUAAAUGACAGUAUCUUGGCCAAUAUGUCAGGGCAAGUGUUGAUGAGAUAGAUCGUAGAAAGAUCCUAGGAAGAUUGUGUUAGGAUCCUAUAGGGUGCUAAUAUUAGGACCCUGUAAUUGUAGGACACUGUAAGAUCUUAAUAGGAUUCAGCUAAAACAAUCUUAGUUAAUAUUACGAUAAGAUCCUGUAAGAUCUUAUUGAGAUCAUACAACCUCGUUACUGGCAUCAGAUUUUUAUGUGACGACAAUGUGACUGAAACAUUAGAUGAAUGAAUGGUUCAGAAUUGUACAAGAUUAUUAUAUGGCAAGCAUCACUUCCGGUGAAAUGGUGGACUGUGAUUGGCUGAGAAGCACUUUCAGCGAUCCAUUAUUUUCCUGUAAUGGACCGGCUUACGUAAAAACAAACGCACACAUUUUAAAACAAAACAGCAAAACUAACAGAAAAUUUGAAAAUUAUAAUUUAGCUUGUUAUUAAUAAGAUAUCUGCAAAUGGUUUUAAAAUGGAAAGGGAGGAAUACAUUGGUAAUUUUUGUUUUCUUCGACCAAAUGUGUACCAUGCUACUAAUAUGCAUUUUAAAUCAUGCAUUUCUUGUUUGUUUCAAGUGUAAAUGCCGUAUAAUAAACUUUUUAUUAGCCUCGCUUGCUCUGUCUUAACAGAGAAAUAUUGGACCUCGGUUUUUUUGCACAAAUCUCGCCUUACGGGCUCGGUCUGUACAAAAAAGACCUGUCCUGAAUCCUGUCUGAUGUCACAGAAGCAACGUACAAUUCGCAUGCCCUGAUUCACCUGCCGCAACAAGUACAGUAAGGAACCAUGAUCCGUUGAUUCUUCAUUAAUUUAAGCGUUGUAUUCGAGUUCAUGUUUCAAGGCAAUAGAGGACUCCCUGACCAAACAAUUAGAAAACUAACAGUGACAUAGCACGGAAAUAGGCACGGCACAUUCAUUUGUUCAAAAUGUCCACAACAAUAUAGUAAUAUACCGCUGUUAAAGAUUUUGAGGCCUGCACAUUCUAGAAGCGAACUAGAGCUUAACAAAGGAAUCAAGAAAUUUAUUCCAUUUUCUAAUAUGAGAUUCCUGUGAUUCAACAUCCUAUCCUCAAAGGAGCUGUGGUUGCUCAAAAAGAUGGUCAAGAUUAUCACAGUAUUCACUAUUUCCGAAAGAAGAAAUCUGUGCGCUUCUUCUUCACGCAGUUUCAAGAAGGCAGAUUAAUAGCUUUUGGAAAGGUCGAAUACUUUGUUAAAGCUGGCAACGUACGAUGGAUUCGCUGCAGUUAUUAAUAAAUCUGUUCAAAAACCUUUGCCUAAUGUUUUGCAAAAAGUAUUCCUCCGCCCGUAGAUCCUGCUCUUGCUGUAAGGCGGUUCAUCACUUUUGCAUUACGCACUUUUAUUGCGCAUAUCUAAUAACAAAUUCUAGCUAUAAUAUAUGUAGUCGAACUGCAAUGUAAAGUGAUAAAAAAAGAGUAAGGGCAAAGAGAAAAACACUCUGCAUUGAGUAUAGGCGUGCUUCCGGAAAUAUACCUUCAAAAAUGACAGAACUCUGGUUAGGGAUGUGCAACUAGCACUAAACCCAUACUAAACCACAUUGCACUUGCACUAAACCAUAUUGCACUUGUCAUAUCUUCGGUGACCCUAACCUUUUUUUCUGUUUUUACUAUGAGGUUAUCAUAAAUUUCACCCCUGGGAAGUUUCAGCAAAUUCUCAUUUCCAGAAAAAUUACUGAUGAAUCACCUUAAGGGGUUUGGUCAGGCCCUUAUCAUGGAUUUUAGAUUUUGGGAGUGUUUUUAAAUAUUCAGGGCGUGCAUAUGCCGAUUGCAUGCACAGACUAGCCAAAUGCACGGUUCCAGUAGCUUCCAGUUAUGCCAAACUGCCAUUACAUUGGGUUGUUGUAAAGAUUCCAAUAAAAAUAUAUAAACUGCUCAAGCAUUCAGCACCGAGUUUUUGUAGAAGGUGAUACUCUAGACUGUUGAUACAAUUUAGUGAUUUUGUAAAUAUUUCUGUGGUACCAGAAGUUACAGUACCACUAAGAAUUUAAGAAUCACCGAGGCAAAUUUGGGCAAAGAAAUCCGAUGAAAUGUAAACUGUAUAAAAUAUUUUUAUUUAAAGCAUGCGUUCAAGCCGAUUUUGUGCUCACUAGAUAAAUCUGAGGUUCUUGUUAAUUAUGACAGUAAUAAGAUCCUAGAUUUUCUUCAUAAGAUCCUGCUCAGGAUCCUGUUAUCAAAAAGGAUUCUAGAUUUAUUUAUUGAAUCCUACUCAGAAUCUUGUUUUAUUAGAACAUCCUUGACCUUUUUCUGGACAGAUAAUUUUACAAUCCUAAUCGAAUAGAUUUGACGAUUCUAGCAGGUUCGUGUUUAGGAACUAUAGUAUUGAAAUCCUGCAAAAUUCUUUAGGGCGGAUCUCCACUAGACGAUUUUUUAGACGAUUUUUAUGACGAUCAUCAUAAGAAUUCGCGACGAUUUAGAGAGGUGGAUAUGUACCAGCAGCAAGAAAAAAGCGCGGAAUCUCAUUGGUUAAAAAUUUGGCGGUUAUUAUUAUUAUUAUUAUUAUAAACUUUAUUUUGACACGGUAGAAUCAUCAGUAAAAAUUUACAUAAUAUAGAUGUAUAUAAAGUAUAGAAAAAGAAGGAAAAGGAAAAAAAUACAAAUGUUAUUUACAAAAGACAGAACAGUACUGAUUUACAUGAUUGCCGUGUGUGAGUCUAAGCUAACCAACAUUCUAGACCUCGUUUAAAAGAACUAAGAGAUUGUGCCGAACGAAGUUCAGUUGGUAAACUAUUCCAUAAAACAGCUCCAUCGUAGCUGAGUGAGCGCUUUAGAUAAUUUGUAUGUGGCUUAGGGACAAAUAAUGUAUUUUCAUUGUUUCUCAAUCUGUAAGGACAAGAUCGCGAAAUAAAUAUGUCUUGUAGAUAUUCCAGUACCCUCUUGUUUAUAGUUUUAUACAUAAGAAUUGCUUUAUGCUUUUUGCGAUUAAGAGAUAACUGGUGCCAGUUUAGCUCCUCCAGUAAAGAAUUCGAGGAGUUUUCAUAUGUGCUUUCCGUGAUCAUACGAGCAGCACGGUUUUGUAACUUUUGUAACUUACUGCUCAGCUCGAUGCCGAUACCGUCCCAAACCGGGCAUUAGUAAUUAAGGUAAGGCUGAAUUAAGCCUUUGUACGCUUUCACUGCAAUUUCCCUGUUUACAAAUCGCCUCACUCGUUUGAGGGCACCUAUUCCUGAGGAUACUUUUUUACAGAUUGUAUCAAUAUGGUUCUUCCAAGUUAAAUUUUCAUCAAUUGUUACACCUAAGGAUUUCGCGUACUGUACUCUUUUAAUUUGAGUGUUAUCUACGCAUAUAUUAAGAUUGUUAACAUCAUGGUACAUCAGCCUCUGUCGAGAGCCAAUGACCAUGAAUUCAGUUUUAGUAAUAUUUAAGCUUAAUCUGUUCGCAUUGAGCCAGGUGUUUAAGCUACUCAGCUCGGUGUUCAUAAUUUCUUCAAGAUCAGGAAGAUUAGAGCUUUGAAAGCUAAUAUUUGUGUCAUCCGCGUACAUACUCGAUAAGCCAUUGUUCAGACAGUUUGGCAAGUCAUUGAUAUAGAACAAGAAUAAAACGGGACCUAUUAUUGAACCUUGGGAGACACCGUAAGUGAUUGGUCGAUUACUAGAUAAAUGUCCAUUUACACAACAUCUUUGUGUACGAUCGGUUAGAUAAGAGUGGAACCAUGUUAAUGCGUUUUCAUCAACCCCGUAUUGAGCAAGUUUAUCCAGAAGAAUUGCGUGAUCAAUAGUAUCGAAAGCUUUUUUUAAGUCGAUAAAAACUACACCAUUGAGUAGUCCAUUGUCGAUAUUUAUCGACCACCUGUUCGUUGUUUUGAGCAGUGCAAUGACCGUACUGUGCAUUGUUCGGAAUCCAGACUGACAUUUAGUCAGUAAUUUAUUGCACGUUAAAUAGUAAUCAAAUUGGUCGUGAAUAAUACUUUCAAAUUAUUUUGCAACGGCUGAAAUAAUUGAGAUUGGACGAUAAUUGUUGAGGUCGUGUUUGGCACCAUCUUUAUGGAUAGGUGUGACAUUGGCGAUUUUCCAUUCUUUUGGGUAUAUGCUAGUGCAAAGUGAUUUGUUAAAUAUAUGCGUCAGGGAAGGGGAUACAACAUCCCUAGCUAACUUUAGUAAUUUGCAUGGAAUGUUUUCGGGACCACUAGCUUUUUGUGUGUUUAUCCUUCCAAGCAAGUCUUUAACAUAGUUAACCUCAAUUGUCUUUAAGGAAAACACACUAUUUGUAGAGUUAAUAUAAGAUAUUGGGUUGACAUCAGUUAUAGGAAUACUUUUAGCCAGGUUUUCACCUAUCUCGGUAAAAUGUGUGUUAAAUGCCUCAGCUAUUUCAUGCGUAUCGGUUACUUCUGCACCAUUAAAGUCAACCCUAUUAACAGUGGAGCGUUUGCUAACAUUACGAGAACUAAGUUGAUUUAUAAGAUUCCAGGUUUUCUUCGGGUCAUUUUUUGCUAAGUCAAGAUUGGUACUGAAAUAGUCACGUUUCAAUUGUUUCAGAUUGUUGUUCACUUCGUUCCUAGCUUUCUUAUAUAAAUUCCAAGUAGAAAUGUCUUUAGGGUUUCAAACUUCUUUUUAAAAUAAUCUCUUGAACGCAUUUGUUGUAGUAUAUUAGGAGUGAUCCAAGGGGAUCUUUUUUUACCAAUUCUAGUCUCCCUUAUUGGGGCAUGUUUAUUAACUACGUUCAUCAACAUGUCAACCCAAACUCUCCACAUGUCGUUUGGAUCAUCAUAAUUUUGAAUAACAUCCCAAUUUAGCUGGGAAAGACCAUCAAGGAAGUUUGUCUCAUUAAAGUGUUUAAAAUCUCUCCUUUUAAUGGUCCUUCCUGCUGUCUUUGGGUAACCAGAUUUGCGAAUCAUAUAGACAAGUGAAUGGUCACUUACACCCAGCGAGAGGACACCGGAAGAGGUCACUUUCUCUGGGUAAUUAGUAAUGCAUAGGUCAAUUAAGGUUUGUGAAACUGGUGUUAUUCUAGUUGGUUCAGAGAUUAAUUGUGUCAAACCAUAAGUGUCUAGGAUAUUUAACAAAUCAGAGGUGUUUGCAUCAGAGAUUUGUGCAGUUAAAUUACAAUUUAAGUCUCCAAGAAAGUAUAAUUCAGAGUUUUCAGCAUCGAUUCGAUCGAUUGUGUUUUCAAAUAGAUUUAAUAAUUAUCUAGGAGAAUUGGGUGUGGACGAUCGCUCUUCGAACAUUUUUUUUCAAUUGCGCAUGUGUCGUCGCGAACUGUUUUCACGACCGUCUCAAAAAUCGUCUAGUGGGAGAUCCGCCUUUAGUGUUAGGAUCUUGCCAGGAUCUUAAUUUGGAUCUUGGAAUGUUAUGAUCCUCACAGAAAUUAUCAGGAUCUUGUUCAUAUCAGGAUCCUAUUUAGGAUCCUACAGGAUCUUAUUGGGAAUUUCUGUGAGAGAAGGCAUGUGUUAUCAGUGCAUGCUGACAUGAUUUUACUGUAUGGUAAUUAUUUCAUGGAAUUAAUAUUUUUUCUUCUUAAGUAUGCUGAUGGUGUUUUGACUGAUGAUGGUGAUGUUUUUCUUUAUGGAGCAAAAGUUGUUUAUAAAGAUUUUAAUAUUUCUUCAAGCAAGGUUUGAUAUAUUUUGUUUUUAUAUUUUUUAAGAUGCAAAUAGACAAUUUGGCAAUUACAUGUCAAGUGAGCUUUUCGAGUUAAUCUUUUUAUUUAAGCCCGACCACGCCUCAAGCACUUAUUUUUGUCGAGGGCUUACAAUCAUGCAAGUCAAAGAAAGAAACGUAUUUUGGACCUUUUGAGUUGCAUGAGUAAAGUUUAGUCGCCCUGUGUAGUCCUGUUACUAACAUCUUUCGAGGUUGAUCCAUUCUUGGUUAAUAGUCCACCUAAAAUUAACCAGAUAAUGUUAGCUGGAGAAUGCCUGGUUAAUAAUCCACCAGGAAUCCUAGUUAAAGGCACAGUUCAGCCGUUUUAUUUGAAAAAACUAACUAGGAAAAUCAAUUAUGCAUAAUUCAAGAUCAGUAAACUCAAUGUUUUUAACAAUAAAAAUGUUUUAAAAUGUUAAAAACAUUAAGUUUGCUGAUCUUGAAUUAUGCUUAAUUGAUUUUCCUAGUUAGUUUUUUCAAUUAAAAGAGCUGAAAUGCACCUUAAAAACCAUCAUUCAAAAGGCUGACUGUGCCAUUAAAUUAGUCAUGAUCAAAUUAACCAUUCAGGAAUAUGGCAUAUUAAAAUGGCUAGGAACAUAAAGUUACCCCAAACAGUGUUAAUUUCAGAUUAACCAGGAAAUUUUUUGAGACCUGAGAGUGUUUUUAUAAUGUAGUAAGACUUAAGAGUGUCUUUCAUUGUCGAUUUAGUGUAAAUGAUACUUUCGAGUUUGUCACUUUGUCUACAUACAGUAGGCUUAAUUAAACCGCUGUGCUGAGUGGUUAUAUUACUACCUUAAAAAAUAAGCAGAAACUCGACGUUUCGAGCGAAGGCUCGACGGAAACUCGACGUUUCGCUCGAAACGUCGAGUUUCUGCUUAUUUUUUAAGGUAGUAAUAUAACCACUCAGCACAGCAUUUCUACAUUGGUACUACCUACACUGCAUGGUACAGACAGUUUUAAUUAAACCGGUUAUUGAUUGUGUUCGCAACGGGUAUCGGAUCUUUGUAUAUCUGAUGGCAAAAUACAUCUAAAAGUAUGUGGUAGAAAAUAUUGUGUAUAUUUCAUGUAACGUCUAUCACCGACAUUUUAUUGGUAAUUUUACAGUAUAUAGAACAAUUAAAAUCUGAUAUCAGUGAAUAGUUACAUAUAAUAGCGACCUAAGUCUUACAUGCAUUUAUUUGUUUUGAUGGAUUAAAAGCAAAUUAUUAUUGUUAGAUGGGCAAAGUUGUAUGUGCAUGGGCAGAAGGAUAGACUUGCGUGGGUCGAAAGCGGGGAAAACUAACGAUUGUUUGUUGUACGUGUGACGCCUGCCCUUGGUUUUAAGGAUUGAAACUUAAUUUGUAAUCUAGUGUGCAGUCUAGUUAACUGGCCACUGUAAUAUGUUCUUCUAUAGUACAGUUAUAAGUAUGUUGGUUUGGGAUGCAACUCGGAGUUUUAUUUUCUUCUUUUGUUUUGGCUUUAGCAUCCCACCGAUAACUUGCAGGUUUUCAGACUGGAGGAAGUUGAAAGCGUCUUGGGUAAGUAAAUGCAGCAUGGUAGAAGCGGGAAAAGUAUCAGAACUUGGGAAUCAACUUCCCAGAAAUGUUUCAUUAACUACAGAACACAAACUUUGCAGAAAUUAUAAAUUAACAGUAAUUGAUACUGCUAACAAUAAUUGGUAAUUGUAAGUAUUAAAUUAUCACUAAAUUAGCUUUUUACCAACAAUGAAUGUACAUGCACUACGAUAGAGUACGGUCGUGCCACCUGUUGAGUUUUUUUAGUUACAUCUUCACUAGCCAUGUAGCUGAAAUUUCUGAAAGAACAGACUGCAAAAUAUAUCCAUCAGAUACUUUACCAUACAAAACUAUACUCGUGUUAUGAAGUCGUUUUCUUGUUUCUUUAGUGUUUCUACUCUCACAAUUUUAGGCAUUUCCGACUUAGAAGUGUUCGCUUUGGAAUAAGAACGUGAAAGUAGAAAUAAAAACUUUGUUGCAGCAGUUUAAUUUCGCCGUACAAAUAUACCUGUUUUAUAUGUAUAUCUUUUUCGAAGUGAGAUAUACAAGUGCAAAUUGACCUUCUUUAAAUUCGUACUUGCCCUAUUUUUAACUCCAUAAAAACUACUUUUACCCAUGGAGAAACUAUUUGACUUUAAAAAUAAGCUGGAAUUAUGGAGGUGAUAUAGGCUAGUUUCUUUGCAAACAGUGAUUCAGUACUCGGUAGUGUACUUGUUGUAUAUGAAGAAAAGUCUAAAAUGAUUUCAACAUCCAUCAACAAAAAGGAGUCGCGCUUAUUACUACCCGUUAGAAGAUAGACAAUUAAUUUAAAUCACUAGGAACCCGUUCUACAAUAUAAACUAGAAAUCGGCCAAACAAGGUCCGAUCAUAUCAUGUUCUUCGAAGCAUCUGCUCAAAACAGUCCAACAUAAAUAUCGCCACUCAUCUUCUUCGUAUGAAAAUAUAAGUUUUCCUUUCAAUUGCUUUCCUUACAAACGGUGAUCGCUAGAUAGUAUACUUCAAAAUAAGGUUUCCGUCUUUAUAACGUACAAAAAACUAUCCUAACACAAAACUAAACCCUAAUACUAACCCUCGCCCUAACCCUAUUCUAACUCUAACCUAAACCCUAACCUAACCGGAACUUAUUUUAAAAAUUGAUAUAAAAACGGAAACCUUAUUUUGAAGUAUACUAUCUAGCAAUUGCCCUUUAAAAACAUGAGUCAUUAGGUUGAAGAGUUAGUCUAUAACUUCCAACAAAAAAAAACCCCAGAUGCUUUCAAAAACCAGUGAAUCACGAUGCUGUAAACUUCAACAUCCUUAGAAAUUGUAAGCCAAACAUCGAAAAGCAAAAUUUGCGGGAAAAAGCUCAUGAGCCUGCACUGUUUUUAUGCAUCGUCGACGAAAGCCCCCUCUGUUUAAGACAAGUAUAUAUAUAUUGUCAGCUUUGACAUGUGUCAUGAGUCCGCAGCAAGAAUCACGCUCACAAUCUCAGAAGUGAAAGGCGUUUUCUCUGACGAUUGCGCCAUUAGAUUACUAUGUCAUUAAGGUACAUGCUAACACGUCUUUACAGGACGUACCGUAUUUGUCUAUAAAUCGGUAACCAUUACAGUAAUACAGAACAAAUUACAGAAAAUGUAAACAGAUUACAGAAGCGGAAGUGGGAAGUUCUUGUAAUCCUUGUAUUUUGACUGUAAAGCCGAAUAAAGGAAAUUUUAAGCAAUGAGCAUGUAAAGGAAUAACGUGGCAGAGAAAAUGUUGUAAUUUUUUUCCAUACAGGAAAUCGUUUCAUGUGAAUGUAUGGGAAACCCCAGGAAUAAUUGCGAAUUCAUAUCCCUUUCAAGAUCAAUCUUGAAGAGAAUUAGUAGGAAAGGGUUUUUCAUUGCUCAUUUUUGCCUCUCUCAAUUUUAGGUUUGACCCGAAGAAAUAUGAUCGCUCUUGCUUUGUUGCUUGGCUGUGAUUACCUUCCUGCCGGUGUUCCUGGAGUUGGUAAAGAGACAGCAAUGAAAUUAUUUACAUCUCUACCUGGUGUGGACCUUUUGAACAGGUGGGUAGUCAAUGCCCUGCUUGGCGAUACAGACCUGAAAUAUACCCGGGGUCCAAGUGAUGAACACAGCCCUCUGAAUGAUCGCUAUAUAAACUUUAAGAGUAUGAGCGACCAUUUUGUUUAA